UUCUACUACUGUUCUGAACCCCAUCUUCUGUAUUUUACUUAAAGUUGGGGCUUUGUAAGUCAAAUAUGUAAAGAUGCAGUCUCAAGGCUGUGCAAGUAUCAUUUUCCUUCGGGUGAAUUUAGAAAUUACAACUGACUCAAUUCAAAAGUAAUUCUAAAUUGCUCUCCACUCUACCAACUACUUCCGGUGACGAUCACAGUUAAUUAAUUAGUUUGUUUACCUGUGUUCAUUUAUUCACAGUAGUUUGUUGGUAGUAUUAGUUAAGGAAUAAUAAUAAUUUGGCAGAAAAGGGUAGACAGUGCAGUGGAAAUACAACAUCCAGUCCGUUGGGUGGCAGCAGUCACCGUUAGCCGCGUCCGACUGGUAACGGGUUUCCGCCGGAAGAAGCAGGACAACAUUAGCUUGAAAGAUUUAGUGAAUGUUAAUACCGAUAAACGUGGGUGUAUCCAGGUGGUAUUUUGUCUCCAUGCGGACUACACUUUGAAGUAACUUCGGUAAUGUUACCGGACUGAAUACUUGAGUUCUUACUAUUAUCCAGCUUUAAGGUGUCGUAAUGCUAAUGCUAGCCAGUACUCAGUAGCUAACAGCUAGCUAGCUAACUUCUUUGCGCAGCUGUUGUUUUUCGGAUAAAUGGACAUGUUGUAAGGUGUAUUUUGUUAAUCCACCCAACACACCUAUCUAAUACAUCGUCGGUACUAUAGUUUCACCUAAUGUUUUGUAGAGACAUUUUGAAGUAAAUAAUAAAAGCAAACAUCAGACUUAGCUUGACGCUAAGCUGCUAUAGCAAGACAGUUAAAGCGUCCAUAUUUCCUACAACAGGAGUCCGACUUUGAGUAAAAUAUCAGUAAACUUGAAACCUGUGAUACGAGAAAUUAGUCACUCCUUAUGGCUGCUUUCGGCUUUACUCCUGCCAGUCAGCAGGAUGUUUUCAGCAUUGAAACAGGACAAUCCAGCUCUAAAACAGUCAGUGUGCUUAGUGGAGAAGAGGCCAGGCAGUUCUAUGAAAACCUAACUAACGAUGGCAUACGGCAAGAUGGAUCAAGGAGGGCAAAUAGCAAGAAGGAUGGCAGAGAACAUCACAUGAGACAGAGGAACAGAGAGUCCAGUAGAAGACUGAGGAGGAGAGUCCAGGCUGCUGGAGCUCAGCAGAGUUCAAAUGAUUCUGUAGUGCAAAGAGGAAUUAGAGGUGAAAGUGAAGACGACCAAAGAAGAGACAGAAGCACCUCAGAGAGGUCUGCAGAACUAAAGGGACUCAGGCUGCUGCGCUGUGCCCACGAAGGUGAUGUCUCUGGCAUCAAAGAGCUGCUCUCAAAGGGAGUCGACAUCAACUUUCAGGAUACUUUCUUCUGGACGGCUGUGAUGUGUGCCAGCUGGUCAGGACAAAGAACUGCAGUGAGGCUCUUGCUGGAUCAUGGAGCCGCCUGGGUUGGAGUGGUUGAUACACAAGGCAGGGAUGCCAAAGAUCUGGCACAAGAAGCAGGCCACAGUGAGGUGUUGGAGGAGUUGUUGAACUAUGGGAGAAGUACACAGAGAGAAACACAGUCUAGUAGCAGAAACCUCCAGCCUCAGUGGUGUGAAGUGUGUCGUAGCAACUACAGCAGCAGUUUGUCAUCUCAUCUCUCUUCCACUCUGCAUCAGUUCAGUCUGAGGCGUCCUCCCCCUGCCCCCUACUACUGCCUCCCGCCCUCCAGCAACAGCUACAAGAUGAUGGUUCGUUGCGGAUGGAAACCAGGAACCGGACUGGGGCCCGAGGGAGAGGGGCCGAAGCAGCCGGUGCCCACUGUGUUGAAGAGGGACCAGAAAGGUCUGGGCUACGGACAGAUGACACGAGCUAAAGUUACUCACUUCAAAGCGAGGGAUGGUGACGCUGUGAAACCACCGCCCAGGGAGAAAGAGGAGAGGGGACGGAGAGGACAGAGGAAGGAAGAAACCAAGAAAGAAGAGCAACAAGAUAAAAACUGGGAAAGAGACUUUCGUGCCUCUUUUUACCUUUGACACCUGCCCUGUCCCUCAGACUUACUGUAAAAUAUGUCUGCAACAGAUCAGAUUAGAAGACAAGUUGAACUGUCAAGAUGUAUGUGGAGCUGCUUGGAGAUGUUUUCCUGUACAGCUUUAACAUUAAUGCCGUGACUCCACCUCAAAGCCUCUGACGUUCAUUUAUGGAGUCAGCUGUGCCGUAUCUGUAGGUUGUGAAACGACCAAAUGUGGCAAAAGUGAUUGAUUUCACCUUUAUGCUGAGUGUGUUUUCUCUGUCUGAUUGAUGUUCGGUUUACUGUUAACCGACUAAGACGGCCUUAAACGGGUUCAUAAUUAGUUUGUAUUUGUGUUUAUCAAAACAUACACAAGACUUGCUGAUCGAAUGAACAUCAUAGAGAAUGCUGGUUGUUCUUGAUUCAAGAGCCUUGAUUUUUUUUAUGGUACAAAAAUAAAGACAAUUUAUACAACUUUUAAGAUAUGCAAAUAGUUUGUUGUAUUUCUCUUUACGACCUUAGUAACAGUCGGUCCUUUUUGAAAGUCAAGUAACGUUAUGUAACUAUACAAACCAACAGUCACCUCUCCCUCAGUGCCUGCUCCAGGUACCGGCAACUAUUUCUUUUUCUAAGUCCAAGUUUUAAGUUUGUGGCAAAUAAAUACAGUUUGUACAAUGUAGUUAAUGUACUGUAGAGAUGUUAAUGUGUGCAUACAAAUAUCAGAGGUAAGAUUAAAUAUUUUUAAAAAAUACUUGCAAUGCACUGCAAUACAGCAGUACAACAAACAGAUGACGGGGAAACAGAUGACGCAGAUGGACCGUAAACUGAUUAUCUUCUUCUAAUUGUUUUAUAUGGGGAAUUACCUUGUCUUUUUAAAUAUGUGUGCCAUUAAGAAUAAAGGGCUUGCUUUCACAGUG
Molecule: messenger RNA, 2887 nt
Organism: Amphiprion ocellaris (clown anemonefish)
Lineage: Eukaryota; Metazoa; Chordata; Actinopteri; Pomacentridae
Gene: gpank1
Product: G patch domain and ankyrin repeats 1
Exons: 4
Coding region: 886-1995 (369 amino acids)
Biological process (GO): regulation of DNA-templated transcription
Molecular function (GO): DNA-binding transcription factor activity; protein binding; nucleic acid binding
Source: RefSeq, a predicted model, not a curated record